Messenger RNA from Brassica napus (rape), 3514 nucleotides. Its product is annotated as presequence protease 1, chloroplastic/mitochondrial. Gene Ontology annotation, cellular component: chloroplast; mitochondrion. The record is from RefSeq and is a predicted model, not a curated record. The transcript has 18 exons. NCBI's taxonomy places the organism in Eukaryota, Viridiplantae, Streptophyta, Magnoliopsida, Brassicales, Brassicaceae. Gene Ontology annotation, molecular function: metal ion binding. The coding region runs from base 95 to 3361 and encodes 1088 amino acids. Gene Ontology annotation, biological process: protein processing.
AUAAAAACUCUUGCCGCUGGGCUUAUUAGCAUAUCAUUUUUAUUUCGUCUCCGACAGUAGCUGUCUCCGCCGGGUAAUAUUUUUUCCGGUAGCCAUGCUUCGAACUGCCUCUUGCUCAGCUUCUCUCACCUCCGCCUCUCCAUUCUUUCGCCACUUCCCUCUCUCUUACUCGUCCCUGUCAUCGUCUACAGGCGCUCUCCGUGGCCCCGGCCGCAACCUUCGCCGGGUUGCCCCUCCUGCAUCCCCCGGAAGACGUGUCUUUCUCCGACGUGGGUUGAGGGUUCCCUCCGCCGCAGUUCGCCGUGUCAAUAGGCAACUCUCUCGCCUCUAUGUUCGCGCCGUCGCCACACAACCCGCACCAUCUUAUCCUGAUGUAGGCCAAGAUGAGGCUGAGAAGCUCGGAUUUGAAAAAGUCUCUGAAGAGUUUAUCUCAGAGUGUAAAUCAAAAGCGACUCUUUUCAAACACAAGAAAACUGGUUGUGAGGUGAUGUCUGUGUCUAAUGAGGAUGAGAACAAGGUGUUCGGCAUUGUUUUAAGGACUCCUCCGAAGGAUUCAACUGGCAUUCCUCACAUACUGGAACACAGCGUUCUAUGUGGGUCUAGAAAGUACCCUCUCAAAGAGCCAUUUGUUGAACUGCUUAAGGGAAGUUUGCAUACUUUUUUAAACGCAUUCACAUAUCCUGAUAGGACCUGUUACCCUGUUGCUUCCACAAAUACAAAGGAUUUUUACAAUCUUGUGGAUGUAUAUUUGGAUGCUGUCUUCUUCCCCAAGUGUGUGGAUGACGUUCACACUUUUCAGCAAGAGGGAUGGCACUAUGAGCUUAAUGAUCCCUCUGAAGACAUCUCUUACAAAGGUUUUAUUUUACAAAAAAAAAAAGAUGCCACGUGUGUUGUCUUUAAUGAGAUGAAAGGUGUCUAUUCUCAGCCUGAUAAUAUCUUAGGGAGAAUUGCUCAACAGGCCAUAUCUCCAGAUAAUACAUACGGUGUCGACAGUGGAGGUGAUCCAAAAGAUAUCCCUAACCUGACAUUCGAGGAAUUCAAGGAGUUCCACCGUAAGUAUUAUCACCCAAGCAAUGCCCGAAUCUGGUUCUAUGGAGAUGAUGAUCCACUCCAACGCCUUCGUAUCUUGAGUGAAUACUUGGACAUGUUCGAAGCAAGUCCAUCUCGAGACACUUCAAAGAUCGAGCCUCAGAAGCUAUUCUCUGAGCCUAUCAGGAUAGUUGAGAAAUAUCCUGCUGGUCGAGAUGGCGACCUCAAGAAGAAGAACAUGGUGUGCGUCAACUGGCUGUUGUCUGAGAAGCCCUUGGACUUGGAGACUCAGCUCGCGCUUGGGUUCUUGGAUCAUCUCAUGCUGGGGACUCCUGCUUCGCCGCUGAGAAAAAUCUUGUUGGAAAGCGGUUUAGGAGAAGCUCUUGUCAGUAGUGGGAUGUCGGACGAGCUUCUGCAGCCACAGUUCAGCGUUGGUAUGAAAGGUGUGUCUGAAGAUAAUGUUCAGAAGGUUGAAGAGUUGAUAAUGACUACGCUGAAGAAGUUGGCAGAAGAAGGGUUUGAGAGUGAUGCUGUGGAGGCGUCUAUGAAUACUAUUGAGUUCUCUCUGAGGGAAAACAAUACAGGAUCUUUCCCUCGUGGUUUAUCUCUUAUGCUUCAGUCUAUUGCAAAGUGGAUAUACGAUAUGGAUCCUUUUGAGCCAUUGAAGUAUACAGAACCAUUGAAAGCCCUGAAAGCUAGAAUAGCUGAGGAAGGUUCAAAGGCUGUCUUCUCCCCUCUAAUAGAGCAGUUUAUUUUGAACAACUCGCAUCGUGUGACCAUUGAGAUGCAGCCUGAUCCUGAAAAAGCUUCUCAAGAGGAAGCGGAAGAGAAAAGUAUCCUGGAAAAGGUUAAAGCAGGUAUGACGGAAGAAGAUCUUGCGGAGCUAGCGCGUGCUACAGAGGAGCUGAGAUUGAAACAAGAGACUCCUGACCCUCCUGAAGCACUUAGAUGUGUCCCAAGUUUGAACUUGAGUGACAUCCCAAAAGAACCUACUUAUGUUCCCACUGAGGUUGGAGAUAUUAAUGGUGUGAAGGUUUUGAGGCAUGACCUUUUCACAAAUGAUAUUGUCUACGCUGAAGUAGUCUUUGAUAUGGGUUCGCUGAAACAUGAGCUUCUUCCACUUGUACCACUUUUCUGUCAAUCACUAAUGGAGAUGGGCACAAAAGAUUUGAGUUUUGUGCAACUUAAUCAGUUGAUUGGAAGGAAAACGGGAGGAAUAUCAGUGUAUCCCCUUACCUCAUCUGUGAGGGGCAAGGAUGAACCGUGCACCAAAAUUAUUGUUCGUGGAAAAUCGAUGGCUGGACGUGCUGAUGACCUUUUUAACCUGAUGAAUUGCUUGUUGCAAGAGGUUCAAUUCACAGAUCAGCAGCGGUUUAAACAGUUUGUCUCUCAAAGCAUAGCGAGGAUGGAGAACCGACUGAGAGGAAGUGGUCAUGGAGUUGCUGCGGCGAGGAUGGAUGCAAUGUUGAACGUUGCUGGAUGGAUGUCUGAACAGAUGGGUGGUCUCAGCUAUCUUGAAUUCUUACGCACACUUGAGAAGAAGGUGGGUGAUGACUGGGAAGGGAUAUCAUCUUCCCUUGAGGAGAUAAGGAGAUCUCUCCUCGCCAAGAAUGGCUGCAUUGUUAACAUGACUGCAGAUGGCAAGUCUCUCACCAACAUCGAAAAAUCUCUUGAGAAGUUUCUAGAUUUACUCCCUGAAAGCCCCUCUGGUGGGCUCGUCACUUGGGAUGGUAGACUCCCUCUGAGAAACGAAGCCAUUGUGAUACCAACCCAGGUAAACUAUGUUGGCAAAGCUGGCAACAUAUACAGCACAGGGUAUGAGCUAGAUGGAAGUGCAUAUGUUAUAUCAAAGCAUAUUAGCAACACUUGGUUAUGGGAUCGUGUUCGUGUUAGUGGUGGUGCAUAUGGAGGUUUCUGUGAUUUCGAUUCGCAUUCAGGAGUGUUCUCGUUCUUGUCGUACCGUGAUCCGAACUUGUUGAAGACACUUGACAUAUAUGAUGGAACUGGUGAUUUCUUGCGUGGUCUUGAUGUGGAUCAAGAGACGCUUACCAAAGCUAUUAUUGGAACCAUUGGUGAUGUUGAUUCGUACCAGUUGCCUGAUGCCAAAGGUUAUAGCAGUUUGAUGAGGCAUUUACUUGGAGUAACUGAUGAAGAACGGCUAAGAAAGCGUGAAGAGAUACUAACAACAAGUUUGAAGGACUUCAAAGAUUUCGCCGAGGCAAUAGAUGUGGUUAGAGACAAUGGUGUAGCGGUGGCUGUGGCAUCCGCAGAAGACAUUGAUGCGGCUAACAAUGCACGCUCCAACUUUUUCGAGGUUAAGAAAGCUCUCUAAGCUGAGAACUCUUACACUUGAUAUGAUUUAAAAUCUCAUUAGAUUUUGAUCUUGCUUUCUCUACUGGAGUGUCUUUGCUAUGUGAAAAUUAUUACAGUAAGCAUUUGAUAAAGUGAUACAGUAGAACGACGAGCCGUUUGGUUUUACAAACUA